Molecule: messenger RNA, 1845 nt
Organism: Entamoeba invadens IP1
Lineage: Eukaryota; Evosea; Mastigamoebida; Endamoebidae
Exons: 2
Coding region: 1-1845 (614 amino acids)
Biological process (GO): protein deubiquitination
Molecular function (GO): cysteine-type deubiquitinase activity
Source: RefSeq, a predicted model, not a curated record
AUGUCGAGAUACCUUCGGCGGAUACUGAAGAACGAUGAGCAUACGCGUUCGCCGGGCAUUACUGAGACUGGUUUAUGUGGGUUGUUUAAUUUGGGUAACUCGUGUUAUGUUAAUAGUGUUGUACAAUGUCUCGCGCACUGUGAUAUCAUCCAAAGCACGUCUUUUCAAGUUCCAACGCCAUUUACCAAAUCGCAAAAACCUGGGGAUUCUUCCUUGUACGACAACAACAUUUCCCUUGCGUUCUUUUCAACCGUGAAAUCGAUGUGUUCGACCGAUUUUUCCAUAGUCACUCCAAAAGCAAUCAAAGAUCUCUUGGGAAUGAAAUACGAUCAAUUUAAAGGCCACAAACAACAAGACGCCCAGGAACUGUUAAUCAUUUUGCUUGAUGAGCUGAACUUGGGGAUGUUUGUCUUCUUACCAUUUUGUGAAAUCACAGAAGGACUGAAUUCUAGUUUGUCACCACCACUCACCGAAAUGAUCAGUCACCACCCGUACAAAUUCCUCCCCUCAAGUCAACCAGCUGCAGACGAGAUUUGGAAUCGGUGGCAGAACGAAAACAACUCGAUCAUCACACAUUCUUUUUGUGGACAACAACUUCAAAGGGUCACGUGUACUGUUUGUGGCUAUCACAGUGACUCGUUCGACCCCUUUAAUUGCCUGUCGAUGACAAUUCCGUCGAUCUCAAGACAGCGCGGGUUUGUGACCGUUUGUGUCAUUGGGAGUAUGGGCCCACCAAUCUACUUAAAGAUUCUUCUCAACGCGUCGCCCGACGUUCUUGAGAUCCAACAACGCAUUGAGAAGGAGCUUAAAAAGGAGAAAGACGAGAGCAUCAGAAGUAUUGAUGCGAAGCAUCUCAUUUGUAGUGUUGUGCAGAAGGGAAAGCCGUGGAAGUUUAGACCGACGUCUCAUGGGAUUCUUUCACUUGUGAACUACGAGAAGAUCUUUGCCUUUGUCGACCCGUUUUUAUGCUAUGACAUUAAAGAAGGUGAAGAGAAGAAAGACACAAUUGCAGUCAUCAUCCAAAUUCGUGUGGUGAAAGGGCCACACGUCUGUGUCCUUCACAACGACCCGAUUGUGAUUAGUGUUCCUUCAACGUGUACAGGCGAGGAGUUGAUUAACAUGGUACACGCGCGGAUGUCGUGGUGUGGGCAGCGUGGUGUUGUGAAGAUAGUCAAUGACGAGUUCAAGGCGUGUGGGUUGUGUGGCGAGAAGAUCGAGUGCGAUGGGUGUAUGGCCCGGGACGUGAUGUAUGCGACCGACCUCCUCUAUGAGCCCAAGAAAAGUAAAUUUUUUUCCAUCUAUUUAAGCUAUGACGUUCCGGACAAUUCAGAAAAUGACAAGAUGAGAUGUUGUGAUUCGUUCGAGAUUGGAAUGACGCAACGUUUAAAGACGACGGCCGUCAGUCUAUUCGCCUGUUUGACAUUGUUCACACAUGGGGAUUCGUUCGAAAUGAUCGAGUGGAAGUGUGAGAAGUGUGGGAAGAAUGUCGCAGGGGAGGUUGACGUCACCAUAUGGCGACCACCAAAGGUCCUUAUCUUCCAUUUGAAGCGGUUUGAGUUCACGGAGAAGUUCGAGAGAAUCAAGACCUUUGAAAGGGUGGUGUUUCCCAACACCAACUUUGACUUGAGGGAGUAUGUGUCAAACCCCGACUGGAAGGAUCCCGUCUUGUACAAUCUUUUUGCUGUGGUGAACCACGACGGAGAGAUCGACAAAGGCCAUUAUAGCGCAGACUGUAAAGUGGGAGAAGAGUGGUACACGUUCAGUGACGAGAAGGUGACUCCCCUUCCUGCAGCGCCUUCUGGUUCCGACAACGCAUAUAUUUUGUUUUACCGACUCGUUGAAUAA